UUGCUCAUUUUUUGCAGAGGUCUCUAUCCGCGUUCAUGGACAUUGUUUGACGUUAAGGAUGUUAACGUCAAAGUCAUAAUCCGGCAAGUGUCGCCAGUUUUACCAAAUAAUUACGAGGAUUCAAGUCUUCCAGUUAGUUGCUUUGUUGUAACUGUUCAAAAUGAUAGUGCUGUUGAUCUUGAAGUGUCAAUCGCGUUUACAUUUCGAAAUGGCACCGGAAAUCGUCGUUGGGAAAAUGAGUCGGAGUGCACUUUUGCCAAAUUCACAGAUGGGAAUGUGAGCGGUAUAACACUGGCACACACUAUCUCGCAUCUACCGUGCACCUAUGGCAUAGCGACUUCAUAUAGCGAUGACUACUCAAGUCAUGUCUCGGUUUGCCAUGGAUUCGACCCUUCAAAAUCAGGCGCCGCCGUUUGGAAUUCUCUUCUGAAUACUGGUGAUCUUCCAGUGCAAGAUGACGAGUCCCCUACGAGUCCAUCGGAAUUAGCCGUUGGUGUGUGUAAUCGUUUACUACUACCCAGUAAAUCAAGUAGGACAGCGGUUUAUGCACUAGCAUGGGAUAUGCCCGAUGUCGUAUUUGGAGCAUCAAAAAGAUGGUAUAAAAGACGUUAUACUCGAUUCGUUCGAGGUGCUUCUUGUCUUUGUUCUCGAGCACUUAGCCGUCUUGUCCAGUGGGAGCGUGCCCUAGACGAGUGGCAAAACCCCAUACUGGAACAUCCCAAUCUUCCUGACUGGUACAAAUCGGCUAUAUUUAACGAGUUAUAUUUCAUAACUGAUGGAGGGUCGCUCUGGUUUGAGUUUGACGAUGGGUGGUCGAAGCACGAAACCCAUCUAAGUGACUAUACAAAGAGUCUUAUGCGUCAGUAUGGGCGAUUUGGUUAUCUCGAAUCUUGGGAGUAUCGCAUGGUAAACACUUAUGACGUCCAUUUCUAUGCUUCGUUUGCGCUGGCGCAGUUAUGGCCGAAUAUAGAACUGACCUUGCAGGCGGAGUUUACUGAUCAAAUUGAGCACUCAGUGGAUACUCACAUAACGUUCCACAUGGAAGGCGACGUUGCGCGACAAAAGACAAGUAGCCGAGUACCACACGAUCUUGGAAACCCUGCUGAUGAGCCGUGGUUGUGCACAAACGCAUAUGUCAUGCAUGAUACGGGUAAAUGGAAGGAUCUAAACUUGAAGUUUGUUCUCGCUUCGUGGCGUGACCAUAUUGCCUUGCCACGAUCACUGAACGAUUUCUCGCUUCUUGAGCACACAUGGCCAGCAGUACAGAAAUUGAUAUCUGAAGCAGUGCUACAUUGGGACCAGGAUGGUGAUGGAAUGAUUGAAAAUUUCGGUAGAGCUGAUCAAACAUACGAUGCUUGGCGAAUGGAAGGUGUGAGUGCCUACUGUGGCUCGUUGUGGUUGGCCUCACUUCGAGUUGCAGCUGAAAUGGCGCGCUGUUUGGGAUAUGAAGAAUAUGAGAAGCUCUACAUGGACAUGUUGACACGGGCCAGAAAGGCUUUCAUUGACCGAUUGUGGACUGGAUCAUAUUUCCGAUUUUGUGAGCGUUCUCGAAGUCGUGAAUCGAUUAUGGCAGAUCAGUUGUGCGGUGUUUGGUUUUUGCAAUCAGUAUCGCCUCAUCUUGCUGCCGAUGUUCUACCCAACCACAUGGUCCGUUCGGCUUUGAACAAAAUUUAUGAUUUUAACGUAUGUCGAUUUGCUAGUGGAAAAAUGGGAGCAGUGAAUGGAAUGCAUCCCGAUGGGCGGGUAGACAGAGAAUAUAUUCAGGCUGAUGAGGCAUGGACAGGAGUAACGUAUGCUGUCGCUGCGUUUCUUUUACAACAAGGAGAAGUGGACAAAGCAUUUCAUACGGCUUCUGGCUGUUACGAAGCGUGCUUCGAACGUGCCGGAUUACAAUAUCAGACACCGGAGGCUAUUUAUGAGACGAGGUUCUACCGUGCCAUUGGUUACAUGCGACCGUUGAGUAUUUGGGCAAUGCAGUGGGCUAUAAAUCGUCAUUGUGACCUAAGUUUAUUGAAAUAUGAAAUGUCAUCAAAUGAGAAGACGCAGCUUUCCAUAAAGAAACUGGUGCGAAUUCGUGCGGGCGACGAUUCGACGAGCGAGGGUUAUGCAAGUGAGGAAAGAGACGGUAAACAGUGA
Molecule: messenger RNA, 2136 nt
Organism: Angiostrongylus costaricensis
Lineage: Eukaryota; Metazoa; Nematoda; Chromadorea; Rhabditida; Metastrongylidae
Source: the annotation of a GenBank genome assembly